GUUCAUUCUAAACGUGGACAAAACAAUUGUUGAAAUGAUGAAGAUCCUGGGCUAUGAAUCCAGGGAUAUCUAUUCAGGCCUUGAAAAGGGAAAUAAACACUUACAAAGUGUCUACAACAAAUUGCUUAAAGAGAAACGAGAGGCUGCUAAAUUCCUUAACUCUGCUGCUAAAUCAUAAAAACAGAAAAUGGAAGGGGCACCUAAGCAGAAAUUUAUAGUUGAUGUGUAUUCUCUAGUCAAGAAAAACGAGGACCUUUACCGACUAAUUAAAUAAACUAAAAGAAAACAUAAGAUUUCAGGAAAAAGUCAUCACUGACAAAAAGAUACAGACAUUGGAGAAGAAAGUGGAAGAGAUGGAGUUUUUGGUACAGCAGAGGAAUAGGAGCAAGAAGAAAAAGGCAAAACCUCCGGUGAGGCGGAAGAAGAGCUCUCUGGUAAGGUCGAUUAGAAAAGAUUUUCAAAAACAGAUUACGGGUAUCUCAGUAAACACUUUUCACAAAAGCUCUGAAGUGGACAUAACUUCAUGCAAGAACAACACUGUUUCUCGGGAGGAUAAUUUCAAUAGCUUGAUAGAGUCUAACAGAGAACAGAAGAUAAUGAACAAAAGGAUAAAAUUAAUGAAAGCAAAGACUAAGAUAACCUUCUUAAACGCUAGUAUCAAUAAGAAAUCAGAAAAUAGACUGAGCCCUUCUGAGAGAAGAAGUCGAAGCAGAAGCAAUAAGAAAACCCUCUCUCCUUAUAGUUGGAGGACUAAAAACAAAAGCAGUACAGCAGCAGAACUUCUGCUGGCAACGAGCCGUAUGAUGAAUUUUCGGUUAAAAUAAAAGGAUUAAGAGAUCAAUGGGAGCAUUGCUCGCAUUCAUCGAGUUCGUUUCAAGGAAGGAUCUUGAAUCUGCAGUUUGUGAAAACGAAAUGAAACUUGAAAGAGUCUUUGACUGUGAAAGAGUGUGCAUAUUUACGAAAGAUUUAAAAGGACACCUAUGAUUGUUGGAUUGGAAAAAUAGGAUAAACCCUAACAGCUUUGUUUUCUCUCAAGGAAAGGAUUAUAAUACUAAAAAAUAUUAUGCCCCUGAGAGUACUCACAAGAUAGGGGAAUGUUUUAAAAAGAGAGUUGAGAUAAAUUUGAGCAAAUCUAGAGAGUAUGAUGACUACCCCAUCUAUGGCGAUAUUAUUAUCAGAAAGGUUAUUAAUGGCUAUCUCGUUCCCAUCAUUGACUUGAACACCAAAGAGACUCUUGGAGUUCUGGGUCUAUUUAACAAGAUCAAGUUCCAAGGUUUCAAUGAAGAUGAGAAAUCCAUUGCUACUCUAACUGCAAAGUUUCUUGCAGGAGUAAUUUCUAUAUAUCACAAGAAGGAUAAAGUAGAGACUAUUGAAAAUAAAUCUAUUACACUCAUUGAAAGCUGAUACCGAUUGUUCUUAUCCUUUGACUUGGGUGGACUUGUUAUAACUUCUCAAGAUAUCUUCAGAAAUAUGACAAAAUAAUGAAAAUGUGUUGAUUCAUUUGCUGAAUCAUAACAGUACAAAGCUAGUAACUUACCAUAAAGAAAAUAGGUCUGGCUACUAUUCAAAGGAGAAAUCUAUUGAAUGUGGCAUAGUAGGCCAGACUAUAAAGAAAUUAAGACUUUUUGGACCUUUGCUUCCGGAGAGAAGUGAAUUUUAUGACCCACUCUUUGAUCUUGAUACAUCAUUUCCUUUAGUAUCAAUGCCAAUAAAAUUCGGGAGUUCAAGUAAGGUGAUAGGAGUCCUUCAAUUUGCGUAUCCUCAGGCACUGCUUGAUCUAAACUCUGAUAAAACCAUUACAGAGCUAGAUUAUAGGAAAUGUAACAAUGACCACAAGUAUAUUGAGAUAUUUCUCAAGUAUUUCGCAUGUGCUGUAAUCUCUCUAAAGCUAUAAUUCAGUGUCAAUUUGAGAUGUA
Molecule: messenger RNA, 1916 nt
Organism: Moneuplotes crassus
Lineage: Eukaryota; Ciliophora; Spirotrichea; Euplotida; Euplotidae
Source: the annotation of a GenBank genome assembly